Diachasma alloeum is the source of this 2610-nucleotide messenger RNA. Its product is annotated as protein roadkill. Bases 132 to 2372 code for a protein of 746 amino acids. Gene Ontology annotation, biological process: regulation of proteolysis; proteasome-mediated ubiquitin-dependent protein catabolic process. Gene Ontology annotation, cellular component: cytoplasm. The transcript has 4 exons. NCBI's taxonomy places the organism in Eukaryota, Metazoa, Arthropoda, Insecta, Hymenoptera, Braconidae. Gene Ontology annotation, molecular function: ubiquitin protein ligase binding. The record is from RefSeq and is a predicted model, not a curated record.
AUGAAAAAUCAAAAUAUCAAUAGACAGAAGUGUCCACUUUUGCAAUAAUUCUCCAAGAAAAAUAAUUAACGAAUCAUAAAACGCUCAAACUAGCCCCCCCCCCGCCCCUAAAUUAACAAAAUCCUUCAACAAUGUCAGUCCCUGAGACAGCAGUCUCCUCAUCCCCAAAGCAAUGGGGCUGCAGCAAGAUGAACGUCGCCCGGAUCACCUACGACUGGACGAUCACGGAAUUCAGCCUCCGCCCCGAGGACGUCAGGCAGAAGGUGAUCUCCCCAGCGUUCUACUCAGGAAGCGCCAAGAUCGACGAAUGGAGGUUGGAGUUGUAUCCCCGAGGUGACGACGACGGCAACAAGGACCACCUCUCCCUCUUCCUGAAGCUGAUGGCCACGGAAAAACCAGAGAUACCCCUUCAGUGCAAGUUCUCCAUCCUUAAGACAAGUACAAACACAAAAACGAACAUGAAGAAGUUCUUUCGGAAGUACCAGGCUGGGACAGUCCUGGGGUACCCCUGCUUCAUAGCAAGGACGCACCUGUUGGACAAGGCCCAGGGGCUCCUCACAGACGACACUCUAGUCAUCUGCUGUGAGAUUGACAUCCCAACGGACACAAUAACGACGUCUUGGGUUGAUGACGGGAGAAAACAACCUAAACAAAUCCCCAAACGUCGACUCGUGGAUGAUCUCCAGGUGCUGCUGGACAAUUCCAACUUGUCCGAUGUCAAGAUCAUCGUCGAGGACAACAAGUUCAACGCCCACAAGUUGAUCCUGGCGUCGAGGAGUCCAGUAUUUGAUGCCAUGUUCAAACAGUCGAUGGAGGACGAGAGUCUAGUGCAGAUUGACGACCUGAGGGCUGACGUCGUCAAGGGAAUGCUCCAGUUUAUUUACACUGAUGAAGCGCCAGACCUGGAGAACAUGGUGGAGGAGUACCUGGGGGCUGCUGAGAAGUUUCAGCUGGGGGGGUUGAAGGGAAAGUGCGGCGAGGUCAUUCUGGAGAGGGUCAAUGAUGAAACUGCUGCGGGAUUUCUCGUCGUUGCUGAUCACUUCAAGGCUGAGGAGUUGAAGGCCAAGGUCAUGAGUUACAUUAUGAGCCAUCUUCCUCGGGUCGUCAGGUCUGAGGGGUAUAAGGAGCUGGAGAAGAAGCAUCCUGUGUUGUUGGGGGAGAUUAUACGGGCGCAGGUCACCUUGAUGGAGCAGAAGGCUAUGGCCAGUGAUGCAAACUGCAAUCAAAGCCCCACCAUGCGUGCCAGGAAUCCCGCGUUAGAGUCCCCAGUGUCCUUCGAGACGAGCAGAACGACAAAACGAGGAAUCCGGAGGAUUUCAAUGUCAGACGUGAAGCGCUUGAGAGAGACCUGGGAGUGGACGAUCCAGGACUUCCAGAACCUCCCUGAGGGGUCCGGGGAGAGCAUCCAGUCCGGGGUUUUCGCGACCGGAGCAGACAGGGACAACAAGGACAAAUGGUACCUGGACCUGUACCCCGGAGGGAGGGACAAGGACUGCAGUGACUACUUCUCCCUGUACCUCAUGCUGAAAUCCACGAAGCACCCAGAGCUGCAGGUGCAUCUCCAGCUGUCGAUCGUCAAGGCUGGGACGAAGGAGAAGUUCGGAGUGAAGGAGGCCCACAGGAAAUUCGUCAGUGGAAUGUCAGUGGGCUGGAGGCACUUCAUCAAGCGAAAGGAGAUCUUCUCCAAUGUCCAGGAUUUCCUGGCAAACAACGAGCUCAGGAUCUCCUGCGAAUUCAAUUAUGAGAUUAAAUCUGGGGAGAGGUCGUCUGAUCUUGUGGUCAACGAUCUCCCAGUGGUCAAGGACCUGUGGCUCUGCUUCGAGCAAUCCAAGUUCUCUGAUUGUGCGAUCAUCGUUGGGAAGAAGACUUUUCACUCCCACAAGAUGAUCCUCGCUGCUCGCAGCCCCACUUUCUGCAGAAUGAUCGAGGAGACGUGCCAGGAGAGGAAGGGAGCGACUGAGAGUCUCCCUCGUCUGCAUGUCGAGGACAUGAAGCCCGAGGUUGCGAGAAGAAUGCUGCAGUUUAUUUAUACUGGGAGUGUGGAGAACCUGGAGGCGAUGACUGAGGAGCUGAUGGCAGCUGCUGAUCGAUUUAGGCUGGUGGAGCUGAAGGACAUUUGUGCAGCGGCUUUGCUUGAGAAACUGAGUGUUAAGAAUGCUGCUGACACUCUGGUGAAGGCUGAUAAAUGUCAUGCGAAGGAGCUGAAGGCGCAGGUCAUCAGCUUUAUCAAUGAGCAUCUGGGGGAGGUCGUGGAGUCCAGCGGAUACAAAAGGCUUGAGCAGAAUCACCUGGAAUUGCUGAGGGACCUUCUGCGAGCGCAGGCUGCUGGGGUCAAGGCGAAAGAGACUGAGGGCUCUGCAGAGCUUGAGUAAUUAUUUAUGGAGAGAAAAGACUGUUUUGAGCCCAUUUAAAUCAUGAUUGAAUAUAGUGCCGCCGGGUUGUAGACAAGUGUGAAGUUGGCGGCACGAGCUGCCAACCGUACGAGUCAAACAACCCCGCGACACCAAUUGCGAAAUGGCAUUUUAUGAUACAAGUGAAAAGUAAUGCACUUUUUGCACGCUUCGCGUGCGAAGAAUCGCCUUUUCCUCACCACUAUCAUUACACGGACGA